This is a messenger RNA of Drosophila gunungcola (fruit fly), 1102 nucleotides long. It is a transcript of the gene CCAP, whose product is annotated as cardioactive peptide. The transcript is spliced from 3 exons. Bases 478 to 945 code for a protein of 155 amino acids. Lineage: Eukaryota; Metazoa; Arthropoda; Insecta; Diptera; Drosophilidae. The record is from RefSeq and is a predicted model, not a curated record.
GACACCUCGGAUCGGGUCUUUAUAAAUAGACACUCGUCUCAGUUCGCUCGCGAGCGAAAUGUGGCCAUUGCAGCUACACUGGCCGAAAUGAAAGGAAAAUCUGCAAACUUCUACACGAUUUCACGCUUUAAGUUCAAGUCCAGUUCAAGUUUUAAAUUGAAUUUGCAGUGGUUUUUAGUACCCUCUGCAAGCAAGGGCAAGGACCAUCCUUCAAACGUCAAUGCAAUAUUUCUGUGCGGGGGCGGCCCGCCUGGGAAAGGUCGGGAAAAACACAAAAAGCCAUUAAGUGGCAACCAAAAUACAUUCCAGGCCCAGCUGGAGGUCCUGUCGCAUUCUGAAAGCAACAAGUCUCACAUUGCGUAGCCGAGAUGUUGACCAAGGCCCAAGCUGCGGCUCCGUUCAUUUAUAUUCCGAGUGUUAAGCGCGUCGGUUUGUUAAGUGGUUCCAUCUUAAAAGUACAGGACACCCUUCUUCGCCAUGAAAACUUUUAUUAAAAUUUCACUGAGACUAGUGGCGCUUUUGACAUGUUUGAUCUCCUGUCAGGCUUCACUGGAAAGGGAAAACAACGAAGUCAAUAAUAUGGCAAAUCACAAACUAAGUGGCGUUAUACAAUGGAAGUAUGAAAAGAGACCAUUUUGCAAUGCCUUUACAGGAUGUGGACGCAAGCGUACCUACCCCUCGUAUCCGCCAUUUUCGAUAUUCAAACGCAAUGAAGUCGAGGACAAGCCCUAUAACAAUGAAUAUUUGUCUGAGGGUCUGAGUGAUCUGAUCGAUAUUAAUGCCGAACCCGCCGUGGAGAAUGUACAAAAGCAAAUCAUGUCGCAGGCCAAAAUCUUCGAGGCCAUCAAGGAGGCCAGCAAGGAAAUCUUUCGGCAAAAGAACAAACAGAAAAUGCUGCAGAACGAGAAGGAGAUGAAGGAACUGGAGGAGCGUGAGAGCAAAUAAAUCGGAUAAUUCGGAACGAUCGGAUGACUGGAAUGGAAAUUGACUGGAUAGUUACCACACUGGUUUUGUUAUUGUACAUAUAUCUUUACCUAUGUCUCUUUGAACUGCGAAAGAUUCUACAGCACUGGCAUGCAUUCAAUAAAAAUUGUUGACCUGA